UAUAUAUAUAUUCAGUAAAAGCUGAUGUAUUGAGUGCUGUGCUGGAGCAUAAUCAAGGAUUUAAUAAGUGCGCGUAAGGGCUACCCAAGCGCCUACCUCUUGUCGAAAUCUGACGUGUCGGAUUGAAGAAACUGAAACGGAAAGGAAAAGACGUACCAUUACACAACAGUUAACUACGAUUAGCGUCAAUUUCUCCGACAGUCAUGUGUGAUGAGGAUUUUCCCUUAAUGACAGACACCCAGGGAUCACAAAACACCUUGGAUGGAAUCCUACAUGCUAUCAGCAAAUGCAAGGUUCAACACAAUCAGUUGCUGAAGGAGCAGCAGGACCUGUCCAGAGCCAGGGAUGACCAGGAGGACCUUGCUGAACAGUUCAGACAGCGCAUAGACAAACUGAGGAUAUCUCUGGAAGAUGAUGACAACAAACAAGCCAGGGAUGUAGACUCUGAAAGGAAGAUAGAUGCCUUGCAUGAUGGGGAGAGCAGACUGAAGAGGGAGAUCCAGAGAGCAGAGGAAGAACUGCAGCUUGAGGAGGAGAGCACCCACCACCUCAAUCAGCAGACUGAUGUGUCUACUGCUGCAGUGCCUGAAAAGAAGGUUGUGUUCACUGGGGAAACGGGUGAUGGCGCUAACACACUCAAUUUUAAUGUGAAGCCACAUAUAGUGUAUCCAAUGGAGGAGGGCACUGCACUGAUCACUUUUGAGGAUGAGGAAGUGGCCCAGAAGAUCCUGAGCCUGAGGGAGCAUAAGGUGGAUCUGGGUGAGGAUUGUGCCAUCACUCUGGAGGCCAAGCUCGUACAGCUGCUGGUGCCCUGUCAAGUAGAGAUGGACACCGAGGUAUGUUCCCGCCGUAUCCUGGUUUCCAACCUGCCCAAGAAGGUCGGGGAGGACUGCUUACUUGACAAACUGGAGAUCCACUUUGCCAAGAGCAAGAAUGGAGGGGGGGAGGUGGAAGAGUCUGACAUGCUGCAUGAUUCUGGCAACGUGGUCAUCACUUUUAUAGAAAACAAUAUUGCCAAAGGCCUGACUGGCAAGAUGUACCACGAUGUGGAGUUUGAGAAAGGGAGGAAGCACAGUGUGAAGGUGACUCCAUUUCUGAACGGAGAGAUCACAAGGUUCCAGACACGUCUGUCAGCGUGUGGGCGUACUGUGCUGCUGACUGGCAUCCCUGCCGUCAUGGAGCAGGAGAACCUGCAGGACCUGCUGGAGAUCCACUUCCAGAAGACCAGUAACGGUGGGGGAGAGGUGGACACCAUCCUCUACAACCCCCUGGGGCAGCACACCCUGGCCCUGUUCGAGGAGGACUGUCCCACUGAAGACCAGAGCCAGUGAGAGGGCCAGGCACUGAUAGCCCUCCCCCAGUGAGCUCAACAGACACCUUCCUAUUGCUGCUCAUCUAUCCCAUCUCAGUACAGCAUCAGUUAAAUCCAGCCUGGGGAUCUAAUCCUGGCCUGCUAUCAGCAUGUUCUGAUAGAAGUAUGAUCUCAUCUUUCAAUCAAAUGCUAAUCUUAGGGGUUGGCACUGUGCCAAAGCUUUUGUCUGAGGUUGUCUUUUCCUGUUUCAAAACAUCAUUUGGUAGAACCAUCUAUUUAUAUAGAAUUUCUGAUUAUGUAUGCAGAUCAUUUUGGGUGAAACGUUUUUAGUGAAGAAAAGAAUAUUCAGAACAAAAGUUGCCAAAGAAAUGUAAAUUAUGCUUGACAAGACUAAUUUAGAUAUCUUUAACAUUUAGAAGGAAUGUGUAUUCUACAGCUCUUUAAAGGUGUCUAUAUUUAGUGUUCUAUAAUCGUGGUAUUCUAUUGUUUUCUGUCAUUCUUAGUAUUGAAUGUGCAAUCCUGUACGGUAGAAUCAGUGACUGUAAUAAAGUCUGUCCAAUGGACCGAGUCAGACAUUA
Molecule: messenger RNA, 1890 nt
Organism: Oncorhynchus masou masou (cherry salmon)
Lineage: Eukaryota; Metazoa; Chordata; Actinopteri; Salmoniformes; Salmonidae
Product: interferon-induced 35 kDa protein homolog
Exons: 10
Coding region: 204-1331 (375 amino acids)
Cellular component (GO): nucleus
Source: RefSeq, a predicted model, not a curated record